Messenger RNA from Pomacea canaliculata, 3118 nucleotides. RefSeq names its product metalloprotease mig-17-like. The record is from RefSeq and is a predicted model, not a curated record. The transcript is spliced from 16 exons. Gene Ontology annotation, biological process: proteolysis. Lineage: Eukaryota; Metazoa; Mollusca; Gastropoda; Architaenioglossa; Ampullariidae. Bases 705 to 2384 code for a protein of 559 amino acids. Gene Ontology annotation, molecular function: metalloendopeptidase activity.
GGGGCGGUAGGGGUGGAUCGCAUCGGGUAGUCAGGUAUAUCGCAAAGAGGUAUCUGUCAAGUAAGAGAACAGAGUUAAUCGUUGCACCCAUUAUCCAAUUUUUAUCUGUCAUAGCACAGACAUGUACCCGGACCACUGCAGAUCAUAGUAUCGUCAGACGGAGUUUAUUCCACCCGUAAAAAGACAUCCAUCACCCGGCGUUUCCAAGGCGACAACAGAAUGAUCUUCACAGUCACACUUCUCUUGGCUACGACAAUCGGCAACAUUGUGGAUAUUACAUGUAAUGAGUUAUCUACACAGAAAAUUCCAGUUGUUCUUCCAGACGACUUGAACACUGCUUCCUCGUGUGAUUUUCCGGAGUCUUUUGAAGUCCAGCUUCAGUCCCAGCAACCUUUUCGUGUGACUUUACGCUAAAGCGAAAUGAUUGGAUCGACGUCGACGCUCCUGUUUACAUCAACAACCACGCGUCACGUGACGUCGCCUUCAUCUCGCAGCCAGCAGUCAAAGUGAAAAGAACUGCUGCUUAUCAAAGCUCUGACUUUGGAGCCUAUUUCCUCGUACGAUGUAAAGAGAACAGAUACGAAUUGGAAGGAACUAUUUAUUUAGACGGAAGGAAAUAUCGCCUUGCUCCUUCAAGAGAUGCUGGCGCUACAGUCGACACAGUCACCAAGGUAUCUUGGUAUGACGUCACAGAGGUCAAAGACAUGCCACAAACGGAUAUAUCCAUCAAAAGACCGGUGCUGGGAGGAUCACCACAAUGGCUGGAGCAGGAGGUGGACACAGAGAGAGUUCUGAGACGGAAGAGGGACUCCACCAAAACUGAGUACUACCUGGACAUCAUUGUUGCCCUAGACUACAGCUUCUACAAGUACUGGCUGAAUCGAGCAAACAAUGUGGAAACAACUGCAGUGACGAACAUGAAGGAGUACAUCGCUUAUAUCUUCAACGGGAUCAAUGCCCGAUACAAAUCGAUCACAACUCUUCCUUUUAACAUCAACAUUUUACUGCGGGGAUAUGUUAUCGCCAAGAACGCAAGCGACUCGCCGUGGACAGAAGAAAUAAAAGAGACGAGCUCUGACAGGGUUCAGGUCAACGCGAUCACGAUGUUGUCCAGGUUACAGGACUACGUCAAGACCAAAAGUAACCUGCCGUCGUGCGACCACGUAGUAGGAUUUACAGACUAUGACCUGUUCAGUGAUGACAGCGGCUUCCGAUUCAAUAAUACAGCAGGUUUUGCUAACGUGGGAGCCAUGUGCUACCCUAACGGCGCUAGCGUCUCCGUUGUGGAGGACCAUGGCGGGUAUCAAAGCGAGACAACUGCUACACACGAGCUAGGACAUAGCCUCGGUGCCCUGCACGAUGGAAACGGAAACAACUGUUCGUCUGCCGACAGAUAUAUCAUGUCUACAGGAUCGCAACUGGAAAACGAUGCCAACAAAUACAAUCCUUGGCACUUCUCUAACUGCUCUAUUCAGUAUUUCCAGAACUUCAUUAACAAACUCAUCGCCGACAAGUUGGAGAACACUUGUCUGCAGCAGAAGUUGGGUCAGCAAGAUGUACCCACUGUCGCAGGGCUACCCGGGUACCUGCACGGUCCUGAUGAACAGUGUCGACAGAUCUACGGAAACGCCUCCUACCUCUGUCGGGGUACAGCGUUUACAGCAAACCCAGAGGACAUCUGUGUUGCAAUGUUUUGCCAUCUGCCCGACACCAAUCUGUCCUGCGCCCUGACCACUGCUGCCUCAGGCACGUGCUGCAAUACUGGCAAGUGGUGCAUAGACGGUCAGUGUGUGAAGUCUCCAAACGCCACAUCCUGCUACAUGAGUGCCUCCUGUCCCUUUGGCCAGAGGCAAGGUGUGGUCUUCGAUGGCAGAAGGUGCGAUGAGCUGGAGUCAGGCUACUGCUACCAAAGCGCCCUCCGCGGGAUCUGCUGCGAGAUGUGCGACAAGCAGUUUAGGAACAUUACAGGCUGCCAAUAUGGAGAUAAAGUUACUGGGUGUCGUAGUGAUUACUGCGACACCGCUGACAAAAAGGAGGAGUGUUGCGGGACAUGCAGCUACCAAACCUCGCCAUCAACUCUACAUACUACAGCGCUACCUACAUCGAACCGCACCACCACUACUAACACGACAAAAACGAGUUCACAAGCCAACACCACCACUAAAACCACAAAAACAAGCUCAGCAGCGAACCCCACCACCACUACUACCACGACAAAAACGAGUUCAUCAACGACACCGACGACAACAACGGGAAUCAAGACAACCACCCGAGGAAGUUCAACAAACCCCCCAACCGUCGCUAUCCCAGUGGUCACGUGCCGCAUUAUACCGGACUUGAGCCGAUCUGUGGGGCCGGGUGCAUCAUGCAAAGCUUGUUUAUAACUGUCGUGUUCACUGUGGCAGCAAAGCUGCUGUCAACAUUUGCAUCCCUCUAACCCUCGUUCACACCACCUGUCCUCGUGUGUGUCAACCUGUUCAAGACACGUUCACGAACGGUCAACAAGAUUGUGGGGCUAACCCAAGCAUGAGUUCAGCGGCUUGUGGGGUCAGCUGCGACUAACAGCGACAAAAAAAGGCGAAAGGACCAUCAACAGCUUGGUCCAUGGGUUCGUCACAGUUUAGUGGGUACACUAGUAUCAACUGUGUGGACGUAUAAAGAGCCGAUAGAAGAGAUGAGUGGACUGUGUCUUUCUUCUCCAACGGUAAUGCUCAUUGACAUCAUUCAACCGUGCAAUCGUACUGGUCUUCAGCGAUCGCUUUAUUACAUCGGUCUGUUUGUCUGUCUGUUUGUCUGUCGGUCGGUCGGUCGGUCGGUCGGUCGGUCGGUAGCUCGCUCUGUCUAUUGCUCAUUUUGACACUUUGUUUUGAAAUUAUUUUGGGGUUUUUUUUCAUGGUAGGGUCGUAGGGACUGUUUGCUUCAUUGUAUGGUUGACGGUUUGUAUGCAAUCUUCCAUGUCCAGUGACUGAGCUGGUAUCGGGUAAUGCACUUUACACAUCCUAUUAUUAUUAUCAUUAAUUCUAGUAGUAGUAAGGAGGACAUAACUGAUUUGUGUACACGAUGUGACACGCACAUUACGUUUGCUCACAUUACAGAUCCUCAUUUGUACCACAUCCAA